Molecule: messenger RNA, 1127 nt
Organism: Heterotrigona itama
Lineage: Eukaryota; Metazoa; Arthropoda; Insecta; Hymenoptera; Apidae
Source: the annotation of a GenBank genome assembly
AUGACAGAGACAUCGUUCACUAAGCCAACGAACGAUUCUCAAUUCCUUCGAAAUGAACCUGUUAAUUAUUCCAUCGGUAUUUCAAUCUUCCACUAGAAAUAUUUGAAAUUUUGAACUUUUGUUUUCGAAUAUUAUAAGAAUGGGAAUAAUGUUUUACAGAAAUUCGACAAAUGAUGCAUGGUUUCGGGGACAGCAGUGAACCGUUAAUUGAGUCUGCGAAAAUCAUAGAAGAAGUUGUUUUGCAACAAAUGAGGUCAAUAAUUAGGAAAGCUUGCGAGAUUUCUGAAAAACGAGGCAAUUCUAAGAAGACUGUCUGUAUCUCUGCCGAAGAUCUAAUCUUUUUACUACGCAAAAACAAAGUGAAGCUGCAACGUCUUUUAAAAUAUUUAGGCAAGCUCGAUGUGAUCAUUGAAAAAUUUGAAUUAAAAGAAUUUAAAUCCUCUAUACACAAGACGAUAGACAGUGAUUUACCCGAGGAUAUUACACAAAAUGAAAAUACUAAUGGAUCAAAGAAGAAAGGGCCAUUUCACAGUUUCCUCUCUCAAAUUAAUAAUACUGGUGAACUUUUUGAAGAUGCAUCUACUAUAGAUGAAAUCAAACAACAAAGAUGCAUUCGUGCUGAAAUUAUGACAAGAUCUAUGGAUGAAGCCAGAUAUUUGAAGUUUAGUAAAGCACGCAAUGCGUCAUUUGCAAAUAAAAAUAGACACAAAUUCAGCGAUUGGAUAGCACCAGACAGUAAGUCUACAACUGCAAUCUUGCGCUUAAGAAUAAUUUCUGUUAAAUAUAUUUUGACAUUGUAUCAUUUAGGUGAUAUAACAAUAACGAAACAAGCAUAUACGAUUUUGGGUUAUUUAGCAUAUGAGACAGUAGCACAAAUCAUAGAUUUUGCGUUGUUAAUAAGACAAGAUCAAAAUAAAAUAUAUGGCGAUGCUAUAGAUCGACUUAGAUUUAAUUAUGUCAAUCCAUAUACUUAUAAACCAUAUUAUCAUGGCAAGGUGGCAGUAACAAAACCAAUAACACCUGCAGAAAUAAUUGAAGCUCUCAGACGGUAUUGGUCACCUCAAUUAGACAUGACAGGCCCAUUUAAUCGUUGGUCCAUGAGAAAGUCACACUUGAAACUUUUAUCC